AUGUACAAUCCAAGCGACAUCCCAAGGGAUCAAGCUCGGUGGAUUUUGGAAGAGUUUGACUUCACGUUGAGUCAGAUUUGUUGCAACAAGAGCGGGGACAUGGCUGUGUCUGAGUUGUGGGCCAUGAGUCCAGCGCAGACGACAUUGAUUCGAGAUGUUUCGUCAGGGCCAGAAGUGGCAUUGCCGUUUGAACUGCUUCACCACGCCUUUGAAACUCGAGCCAAGGCGCGUCCUCAUGUUCGAGCUGUGGAGAUUCAGGACCGGUGGCUGUCGUACGGGGAACUCGACGCGCUCGCGAACUCGGUGGCCAGUGACUUGGCCCACUUGGGCGUGUGCGUUGGGUCUCGAGUGGCUGUGAUCAUGGACCGUUGUUUGGAGUUUCCCAUUGGAUUGCUUGCGGUGCUCAAAGUGGGUGCUGCCAUGAUGCCAUUGGAUGUGGCCUUUCCCUCUGCUCGCUUGGCAUUCAUGGUGGCAGAUGCUGGUGUGUGCGCUGUGGUCACGACAAGUCAAUUCCGGCAAACGAUUGUUGAUUUGGAGUUGGCUGUUGACGUUGUGGUCAUUGAUGUUGCAACCUCCAAGUCAGAGUUCGUGCCAUCAGCCUGCCACAUGGCCACCAAGUUGGACGAAGCGUACAUUGUCUACACGUCUGGGUCGACUGGCAAACCCAAAGGUGUUCCUGUUCUACACCACAGUGCGGUGAACUCUAUGGAGCGCUUUGGUGGUAUCCUUGAAAUCAAGGAGGACUCUAGGGUGUUUCAAUUGAUGGCCAUUGGUUUCGAUGGAUUCCAAGCCGACAUGUGGGAGAGUCUGUCCUUUGGUGCGACCUUGGUCUUAAGAAGUGAAGACGAUCUGUCGGCGCUGUCAACGGCUAGCAAUCUGACGUGCACCCCCACUGCGUUGUCCUUGCUGGGCGAACCAAACCAGUAUCCCCAGCUGAAGGUCGUGGCGGUGGCUGGAGAGGCUUGUCCAGUGGCACUCAAGGACUUGUGGGCACCAAGGGUCAAGUUGUUCAAUCUGUACGGUCCGUCUGAGUGUGCGAUCAUGUCCCACGGUACUCGACUGAGCCUGACGGAAUCCAUUGCAAUCGGGUCGGUGCUUCCCAACGUCCAUUGCUACGUGUUGGACGACAACCACCGACAGGUCCCAUUUGGCAUUCUGGGUGAAUUCUACUUGAGCGGCAUUUGCGUGUCGCCAGGCUACAUCAACUUGCCGGAAAUGACGGAAGAGCGAUUCUUGGUGGACCCCUUUGGCCAUGGCCGAAUGUACAAGACAGGGGAUCUGGGUCGUCUGCUGCCCAAUGGCCAAUUCGAAAUCGCUGGCAGACAAGAUAGCCAGGUCAAGUUGAAGGGCUACCGCAUCGAGUUGGAUGAAGUCGCCAAUGCCAUGAUGCAGCACCCGUCGGUCAAGUCGGCCGCCGCCAUUGUCAAGGACAAGACGCACCUCGUGGGGUACUUUACGCCGUCCGACGUCGAUGUGGUGGCGCUGGAGCAAUGUGUAAACAAUUACUUACCCACGUACAUGGUGCCUGCUGUGUGGAUUGGCCUGGACGUGAUGCCGAUGAAUUCCAACGGCAAGAUUGACAAGAAAGUUCUGGUGGGGAUGGAGGUGCAGAUUAAGACGGAGGGUUUGGAAAGUGACACAGAAGUCAAGUUGGCAGCAGUGUGGGCCCAAGUGUUUGAAGUGGAUACACGCGACAUCGGUCGACGCAUGUCGAUGUUCUCGCUCGGGGGCGACUCCAUUCUGGCCAUCCGUCUGGCUUCGGCUUGCAAUCGAGCUGGCCUUCCUCUGUCCGUGGGGGAUAUCAUGAAGUACAACCGGCUGUGCGACAUGGCGCUGCGGGUUGGUCAGCAAAAGAGGACGGCGUGGCCCCAGGUGCCACUGGAUGACCACACCAUCGACCAAGUGGUGACGACUUGGCCGGACUACGAAACAGCCUACGGCACCACCCCCGAGCAGUCGUAUCAAGUGCGCAUGACCAAGCAAGACCCGUCCAUGUGGGUGCUCCAGGUGCCGCUCUCAGGACUGGACGCACAAGAAGCGUUGACCGCGUACCUGCAGCUGGCUGCAACCUGUGAAACGUUGCGCACGACGUUCGUGGACUCCGCCACCCUCGGUGUGUGUCAUGUUGUGAACUCGUCCGCCAGCGUUUAUCGAGUUCAAGCUGAAUCCAUGCGUGCGUUCUUGGUAACAGACGCUUCAGUUGGGUUUAAACUGUCAGACUCGUCGUUUGCGCGCUUCACAGUCGUCGACAUCGCUCAUCCGUCUGAGGAGUCCAUUGGCGUCUUGACGAUCCACCACGCUCUGUACGACGGCUGGUCUAUCUCCCUCUUGUUGUCAGAUUUGCUGCACGUGUAUCGCACUGGAACGUCGCCACCGUCCCGCCCGUCCUUUCGAGCAGUGAUCGACUACUUGCACGCCCAAGACUCGGCCACAACAGUCGCCUUCUGGACCGCCUAUCUUGUCGACGCCUCGACGUCUCCACUCCUGAACUCCAUCGUUCCCCAUCUGUAUGCUUCAGUGGGCUCCGAUGGGGAUGGAUCCGUCUCCACCCACGUGCACUUGCCGCAGCUACAGACGCUGGCCCAGCGUUUUGGCGUGACAACAUCAACUGUCGUGCUCCUGAGCUGGGCGAUGACGCUGCAGGUCCACACUGGACGUGACGACGUUGUGUUUGGACAAGUGCAGGCGAAUCGCAACCUCCCUGUGGAAGGGCUUGACCGGAUGCUUGGCUGUGCGAUGAGCUCCGUGCCGUGCCGAGUCCACUUUGGCGCCCCUAUGACGUUGGUCGAGCGUCUGCAACAGUUGCAAACAAUGCGCAGUGCGAUGCUGGGCCAUUGCAUGAUCGACCCUGAAGACACGACAACGUGGAGCCACCUUCCAGCCAUGCAAUACGACACGGAAGUGGCGUUUCACAAUUUCAACGACAACCACAGUGACGUCGACGACUUGCUGCGAAAAAUGGAAAAAGGAUCGGAACAUCGCUUUGGGGUGUACAAGAUUGAGCUUGCAGUGGCACCAACGGCUAGCGGGGUCCAGAUCGACGCAGCGUUCGACGCAGGUCGAAUCCAACGAGCUGCUGUCGCGUCGAUGGUGUGCAGAAUGCGGCACGUUUUGCAUCAAUGUCAAGAGGACUUAGUAACUGAAGCUCGAUAG
Molecule: messenger RNA, 3153 nt
Organism: Aphanomyces astaci
Lineage: Eukaryota; Oomycota; Saprolegniomycetes; Saprolegniales; Verrucalvaceae
Exons: 2
Coding region: 1-3153 (1050 amino acids)
Biological process (GO): secondary metabolite biosynthetic process; amino acid activation for nonribosomal peptide biosynthetic process
Cellular component (GO): cytoplasm
Molecular function (GO): phosphopantetheine binding; catalytic activity
Source: RefSeq, a predicted model, not a curated record